AUGGCGCUGGCCACCACUAUGAACAACCUCUGGAAUCGCCACCACCGCCACCACCACCGCUACACCCACCAUAACCAGCGUCAGCACCGCCACCACCACCGCUACUCCCACCAUAACCAGCGUCACCACCGCCACCACCACCGCUACUCCCACCAUAACCAGCGUCAGCACCGCCACCACCACCGCUACUCCCACCAUAACCAGCGUCAGCACCGCCACCACCACCGCUACUCCCACCAUAACCAGCGUCACCACCGCCACCACCACCGCUACUCCCACCAUAACCAGCGUCACCACCGCCACCACCACCGCUACUCCCACCAUAACCAGCGUCACCACCGCCACCACCACCGCUACACCCACCAUAACCAGCGUCAGCACCGCCACCACCACCGCUACACCCACCAUAACCAGCGUCAGCACCGCCACCACCACCGCUACACCCACCAUAACCAGCGUCAGCACCGCCACCACCACCGCUACUCCCACCAUAACCAGCGUCAGCACCGCCACCACCACCGCUACACCCACCAUAACCAGCGUCAGCACCGCCACCACCACCGCUACACCCACCAUAACCAGCGUCAGCACCGCCACCACCACCGCUACACCCACCAUAACCAGCGUCAGCACCGCCACCACCACCGCUACACCCACCAUAACCAGCGUCACCACCGCCACCACCACCGCUACUCCCACCAUAACCAGCGUCAGCACCGCCACCACCACCGCUACUCCCACCAUAACCAGCGUCAGCACCGCCACCACCACCGCUACACCCACCAUAACCAGCGUCACCACCGCCACCACCACCGCUACACCCACCAUAACCAGCGUCACCACCGCCACCACCACCGCUACACCCACCAUAACCAGCGUCACCACCGCCACCACCACCGCUACUCCCACCAUAACCAGCGUCACCACCGCCACCACCACCGCUACUCCCACCAUAACCAGCGUCACCACCGCCACCACCACCGCUACUCCCACCAUAACCAGCGUCAGCACCGCCACCACCACCGCUACUCCCACCAUAACCAGCGUCAGCACCGCCACCACCACCGCUACUCCCACCAUAACCAGCGUCAACAUCAGCACCACCUUCGUACCUACUGA
Messenger RNA from Eriocheir sinensis (Chinese mitten crab), 1119 nucleotides. Its product is annotated as histidine-rich glycoprotein-like. Lineage: Eukaryota; Metazoa; Arthropoda; Malacostraca; Decapoda; Varunidae. The record is from RefSeq and is a predicted model, not a curated record. Bases 1 to 1119 code for a protein of 372 amino acids. The transcript is spliced from 2 exons.